Messenger RNA from Talaromyces atroroseus, 3882 nucleotides. RefSeq lists its product as hypothetical. Bases 1 to 3882 code for a protein of 1293 amino acids. Lineage: Eukaryota; Fungi; Ascomycota; Eurotiomycetes; Eurotiales; Trichocomaceae. The transcript is spliced from 3 exons. The record is from RefSeq and is a predicted model, not a curated record.
AUGGCGACUCUGGCCGACAAGUUUGAAAAAAUAAAAUCGCCCAAGCUUCAGAACCAACACCAUACUGCCGUUGUUCUGAAUGCCGUGGAAGACACUCUUCGCGAUCAAAAGGCCGAUUUUUCAGCAACAGCAUACUUCGCCGCGCUGCUUGCCCUCCUCAGCCAGGCGCUCAACACCACGCAUGGGAUCGUCAACAAAGACCUGGCCACAUCAGUGGUAUACUUGCUCGACAUCACAGCGGAAUACGUGCCUGCGCCGCUGCUCCGCUCCAAAUUCUCCCAGAUCCUGUCCAGUCUCGUCCCCGCGCUCACCCUCCCCGAUGUCGAAGCGCCGCUGCUGCGCCCCUCAAUCGGUAUCCUGGAGACGCUCCUGGUCGCCCAAGACGCCAAUUCCUGGGCUCUUCCGCAUACACAAAUCGGCCCGCGCCGAGCGACAGCUGGUCUGUUGAGUUUGGCCGUGGAUCAUCGUCCCAAGGUGCGCAAGCGAGCUCAAGAUGCCCUCGUCAAGGUGCUCAAAACCCCCCCGCCGAGCCCCUCACUCGACCACCCGGCGGCAGAUAUGUGUGCAGAGACAGCCAUGCAGACACUGGCCGACAGCGUGGCUGCUGCCGGGAAGAUCAAGAAGAGCAGACAUCAGCAUAAACAGGAGUCUCACCACGAGCCCGCCAUCAUACACUCUCUGCAUCUCGUGAAGACCGUCGCGGCUGCUUCGGGAGGGUGGCCAAGCAAGAAGAUCGAGGCGCUGUGCGAACUGCUCAUGAACGUGUCGCGAUCAAGCAAUGAGUUCAUCACGAUGGGCGCAUUCGAGGUUUUCGAGGUCAUCUUUGAAGGAAUGGCGGACGAGUUCUCUUCUUCCAAGCUUCCGCGUCUCUUGGAGGCCAUUCAAGAAUUGAGACCAGCCCAAAACGACUCUCAACUCCUGCCACCUUGGAUCGCUGUUCUCUCGCGCGGAUACGAUGUUUCCGCCCAGAUCAACCCGGAGGACACAUUCGAGAAGCUACCGAGUCUGUUUGAGCUGAUUGCUUCUUUUCUAGCUUCGCCAUCAAAGAACAUUCGCAUCUCUGCGUCUGAAUGUCUCAUUUCAUUCCUCGCCAACUGCGUGCCUGAUCAUGUCAUUGUAGAGCCGUCUGUGUAUGACGAGAAGACCCUGGAAAAGCUUGCCAAAUUCGCCAUGGAUCUCCUUUCUGUCAAGUACCAGGCCGCUUGGGUUGAGGUGUUCAACGUCUGUGCCACAAUGUUUGAAGCCUUCAAAUGGCGAUCAUCGCCAUACCUUAUAAACAUCGUCAAGACGAUUGGCGAGCUACGCAGCAACGACUCCUUCCAGGGCAAAAAGGAAGCCGAUGAAGUCCUCGGCCGAGCCGUCUACGCCAUGGGCCCUGCUGAAGUUCUUCGCAUUCUUCCGCUCAACAUCGUCGAGCAAAAGCCCGGCCAACCUGGUCGCGUGUGGCUACUACCCAUUCUCCGCGAUAAUGUCUCCAACACAGAUCUUGCCCAUUUCCGCUCGGAGAUGGUCCCCUUGAGCGAGGCCCUGUAUCAGCGCGUUAUGGAGUUUGGACAGGCAGAGAAGACCGUGGAAGUAAAGAUUUUCGAAACCAUCAUCCAACAAACCUGGUCCAUUCUUCCGGGAUACUGCGAGCUGCCGCUUGAUCUGGAGUCGGCGUUUGAUCAGGGCUUUGCGGAAUUGUUGUCCAACGUGCUAUACAAGCAGACGGAGCUGCGUGUCGAUGUCUGCCGCGCGCUACAGAAUCUUGUCGAGUCCAAUCAAGCCAUAGUCGAGGUUGAGACGGGUGCUGAGGGGGAAAACAUGGUCCUUCAACGCCGGAUUACCAAAGCUGCUGCUUCGAAGAACCUGGCGCAUCUAGCUGGGUUUGCAAGCAACCUGCUGGCUGUGCUGUUCAAUGUGUACAGUCAGACACUGCCUCAUUAUAGAGGAUACAUCUUGCAGUGUAUCAAUGCGUAUCUGAGCAUUACCCCUGAGAAAGAACUUGAAGAAACAUUCACUCGAGUCACUGGCAUGCUCGAAUCCGAGCUGCCAUCCGAAGAAGCGGCCGCCAAACAGGGCAAUCUGCAAAAGGGAACAGACAACAAGAUGCCACCGACGUCGCACACGCUGAUUGACCUGCUGAUUGCCAUGUCCAUCUAUCUACCAAGGACGAGCUUCGCAAACCUCUUCCGCAUCGCGUCGGUGGUACUGAACAGAGACGCCUCAUCAGACUCGCAACUCACCAAGAAAGCAUACAAGCUCAUCCCCCGUCUUGCAUCGACGGAGACAGGACAGGCUGCUUUGAUUGAACGCAGUGCAGAACUACAAGCUUUGCUGCUCGCAACAGCCGACAAGACGCCAACGCCGGCUCGCCGUGACCGACUCCUUGCUAUCCACGAGCUGGUGACUUUCCUCCCCACGUCUGACCUGCAUUUUAUCCCUUCCAUCUUACCCGAAGUCAUUCUCGGAUGCAAAGAAUCCAACGACAAAGCCCGCACAGCCGCUUUCGACCUUCUCAUCCACCUUGCCAAACGCAUCACAGACACCGAGCGCACUCCACCAGGAACAGUGAUCCGGAACUCGCUCGUCCCACACAUGCCCGACGACACACCCGACGCCGCAGCCACUCUCGAAGAAUUCUUCACAAUGGUCUCCGCGGGUCUAGCAGGAACCUCGCCACACAUGGUCGCCGCAUCAGUGACCGCCUUAUCGCGCCUCUUUUUUGAAUUCCGCACCCAAAUCACCAGCGAAACCCUAUCCGACCUCGUGGCAACCGUCGAGCUCUUCCUGACCAGCAACAACCGCGAAAUCGUCCGCUCAGUGCUCGGAUUCGCCAAGGUCGCCGUCGUCUGCCUCCCCGACGAAAUGCUGCGCCCUCGCCUCAACUCCAUGGUUCCAAAUCUCAUGGUAUGGAGCAAAGAGCACAAGGGCCGUCUCCGCACAAAAGUCAAGGGCAUCCUUGACCGACUCGUCCGCCGCUUCGGCGGCCCUCUUAUCGAAGGCCUAGUCGGCGAAGCAGAUCGCAAACUAGUCGUCAAUAUCCGGAAAGAGCGCGAACGUAAGAAGCGCAAGAAGAAGGAAGCCGGCGAUGGAGGUGCAGACCAAGACGGAGACGACGAUGAUGCUGCCAAAGCGGGCGGCGCAUUCUCGAACGAAUUCGACAAAGCAGUCUACGGCUCAGAUAUAUCGUCCGACGACGAAUCCGACGACGACGAGGACGACGACGAUGAUGAUGCCAGCGCAAUCAACGCCACCGAAACGAAAGGCAAGAAAACCAAAGGAAGACAAGGCGGCAAACGAGGCGCCAACGGCGAACAAUACAUCCGCGAACUUUCGCCUGAAUCCAACCCCCUCGAUCUCCUGGCUCCCGACGCGCUGGCCUCUAUAUCCACCACGAAACCAUCUCUUCGCUUCCUGGACGCCGGCGUAGGCAAAAACAGGAAGAAGCACGGCGCCAAAGUCGAUAUUGAUGGCAAACUCAUCCUCCGGGGAGACGACAACGACAACGACGAUGCCGUUAAUCCAAACGCUGACAUCCAAAUGACAGGCGCCAGCGGCGAAAGCGGAAUCAAUGCCUACCUCGAAGCAGUCAGUGGGCCCAACGCGGUCCGCCGCGGACAAAAGGGGCGUCUCAAGUUCAGCAAUAACAAGUCUGCUGGCGCGGAUGGAAUGGACAUUGAUGAUGAUGACGACGAUGAUGACGACAAUAAUAAUGCCCGGAACAAAAAGCAACGGAGUGGCAGUGGUAGCGGCAGCGGCAGCGGUGGAAUUGCAGCUGGAAGGAGGGGAUUGGGCAUGCCCAAAACUCACGGCGCAACGAGGAUUGAGAAGAGGAGGAGUGGGAGUGGAUUUGUAGCGAAGACGAGAGGCGGAGGAGGUCGAGGACGUGGGCGACGAUGA